AUGGACGCGCACACCCUCAACGCAUGGACCCGCUUUGCCCUUCAAAAGGGCGGCAUCGGCUCGUGCACCGCCCUCAUCGACAAUCCUGCCACAGAACCAGAGGAUCUUAUGUUCAUGGCAGGCGAGAAGAUCAUCGUCCUUCGUAGACUCGACGACGACGCAAGCACCCACGACUCCUACGCCCGCCCCACCAGCAGCACUAGCGCAUCCCUCAAGACGCUGCCCGAAUCCGAAGCCUGGUUCCUCGGAUACUGCGAAGGCGUCGUCGGUCGGUUCAAAGGCGCUCACGUUCAAUUCCACGGUCGCCUCAAAAAGCCCGUCUUGAUGCGACGCAGCGCAGCAGGUAGCAUACGCGACUCUAGCAUGCGUCCCAUGUCCAAGAGCGAGGCUGCCAAGAUGCAUCUCUCCCAGGUGCCCGCAGGCAUCCCCUUCACUGCCGUCAACUCGGAUGGCGAGGAGGACUCGGGCAUCCUUUCACCUGUUGAUCGAAGCACCCAAAUGCUUUCUUUGCCCACUCCGCCCUCGGCUGGAUCGCUCACUUCAUCUUCCAACGUCCGCACCCCUGCAGGCGCGGGGACUACAGCGGCGUUCAAACAGGGCAGGUUCGGUCUCAACACGCCCCCACCUUCGGAUGAAGACCAUCUCCGCAAGCAACCCGUCCCACAAAGGCCGAGCCUGCAAGACGACGAUGAGGAUUCCGACGAUUCCACCUCGAUGCUUCCGUGGGCAAGACACAGUCGGGCAAGCAGCAACGCCUCGUCCGCUGGCCCCGCUUCCAAGCCGGUCGCAGUGACCACCCGCAAUGGUUCGCUCAUACGCCCCGUCGCACCCUCCCGCUCUUCAUCUGUCUCGAGCAAUUUGCCCACCAUUCAGCAAAUGCCGCCUUCGCCUAUCUCGUCUACCGAAUCGCCCGUUGCCCUCGAGCCGGACAUGACGCUCCCUUCCAUCACCACCACGUCCAGCUCGCGUUCCAACUCUCGUUCGGGCAACACGUCCGGCUCGACCACGCUGCCAGGCGCCAGCACGCCAGCCGACUUCUCGCGGACCUCCUUCACCUCGUCCAACAGCACCGUCUCCACCAACGACGACUCGGACGACGAGCAAGCCAUCGAGAACCGACGCCGCGACUACGCGCUGUCCAUCUACGACGUCUACGGACGAGACUCGGUCGCGUUCCCCAACUUUGACUUUCGUCAACACGGUAGCAACUCAUCGCUCGCCAAGCUGGCUGCUUCCAAGUCCAAAGAUUCGCUUUACGUGCCUAGCCAACGCUCGUCGAGCGCCACGGAUGACAGGCUGCAGCUCCCGCCAUCGCCUCAGCAGCGACCUCAGCAUUUGCGCCCGCAGCAGCCACCAGCAGUUGCGUCUGAGAACGCGUCAGCUCCGCGCCAGCAGCAGCAGCAGGGGCAGCAGCAACAGCCACCCAUGCAGCAGGUACUGCAACCACGUCGCCCGGGUCAGCUCACCAUCUCGGCUCCCGGCGAUCCCAUGAUUCCUGCCGCAUUGCGAUCGCCAUCCGGGCGUCGUCCCAACAUGGCACCGGAUCCGAGAUCGACCGGCGUCCAUGGUGCGCGUGUCCCGCCCAACAUGGCUUCGAGCUUGCGUCGUCAAGUCGAGACGCCGCCUGCCACGACGGCAGCCACUCCGGUCUCGCCUCUCGACGCCGCAGGCGCCGCUCUUGCCGGCCACCCGGCUGCGGGCCCUCCUCCGAGCAUGCGUGGGCCUGGAGCCUUUGAUCCGCGUCGUCGACCUUCGGGUCCCAACACGACACCUCCCGCUCGCAUGCAGCCGAAUGGUCUGCCUCCCAUCUUCACGGGAGCUCCGGGAGCAUCCAUGUCCUCCACCGCGACAACAUCAAACUCAGGCUCUAGCUCGUCGCCACCCGGCUCUGCUGGCACCUACAAUAGCCAAGACCCUGCCAGCCUUCAUCGCCCCGGCUUUGCCGAGGCGCGUGAUCGUCGUCGAUCCGUGUCUAUUGGCACCCCCAACAAGGUUGAGAACCUUGAGUUUAACCAACGCGUAGAAGGCAUGCCCGGCACUUCGCCCGAAGCGUUGCCAUCGCCUCCCAUGCUUCCUGGACUCGACUCGGCUGGACGGCCCAACUUCCGCACUUCGGCUGGCUCGGCACGCUCGCGCACCGGCCCAGCGACGUCACCUGGACUCGGACCCACGCGAGCCUCUUCAGACCGUCUCUCGGAGCGCGAGAGGGCGCAUUCGGGCCAAGGCUCUGGGCUUCUGCGCAAGAACCCGUCCAAUCCCACUCCCGGUCUUCACGGUGGAAGUGGUCUUCAUGGACUCGCACCCAUGACGAGGAGCAUGAGCCCUAUGAGUCAACUCAGCGCACCUUCGCCCAUCAUGGACGGAAGUCGACGUGGCAGCGCUGCCAGCACCGGCGCCUUCUCCACGGGUCCUCGCAGCCCUCAAGUCCGCAGCCCGCUCGGCUUCGCGAUGCAAUCGACGCCCUCAUCGGCUCCUGUGACGCCUCACAGUGCCGGCCCACACUCGAACGGGUUCUUUGGUGGCCCUCCCUCGCGCGGCUCGGUGUCGAGCGCCUCCGGGAUGCCUCCAAAUGGCUUUGACGCCAUGGGCUUCAUCAUCGAGCCCGGCGUGCCUCCUUGUAUGCCACUGUCCGACGAGCCUGAACUGCGCGAGAAGUGGGCUUCGGUGCUCAACGAGAACGACGUCGUGGCUGCCAAGAAGAGCCGAAAGGUCAAGAAGCUGGUGCGAACGGGUGUCCCCGCUUCGAUGCGCCGCGACGUGUGGCUCUUCCUCGCCGAAGCGUCGGUGCGUCGACGACCUGGUCUCUUCGAGCAGCUCUGCAAGACGUCGCAAGCGGCUAAGGGCAAGAAGGGGAAGGAGGAGGCGUACGACACGAUCGAGAAGGAUCUCCACCGAACGCUGCCGGACCACCGCUUGUUUAUGGGCGACAACGCCACUGGGCGCGCUGAUCUCGAGGGCAUCCUCAAGUCGUAUGUCCACUUCAACCCUAUGCUUGGCUACACGCAGGGCAUGGGUCUGCUCGCUGGAUUCGCGCUGCUCCAGAUGCCCGCUGAGGACGCCUUCUGGCUCCUCUGUGCGGUGCUGCGCAACCCGCAGAUGGAAGAGUACUACUCGACAGGCAUGAAGCAGCUGCACGUCGACAGCGUAGUCUUUGACAACCUGCUCAAGACCAUGGACCCGGAGCUCCACGGUCGAUUCGAAGAGGUAGGAUUGCAGUCGAUCAUGUUUGCGCCCAACUGGUUCCUGCCGCUCUUCACGCGCGUGUUGCCGUGGACGACGCUGGUGCGCGUCUGGGACGUGUUCUUCUACGAAGGUCCGACGUGGCUGCUCCGUGUCGCACUGGCGAUCGUUCGUAUUCUCAGAGAACAGCUCAUGAAUAGGCAGGCUUGCCCUAGCGCAGGUGAAAUGCUCCAGCUCCUGCUUCAUCCACCUCCCCACAAUCUCACCGUGGAGAACGUGCUCAACUGCGCGUUUACGGUCAAGCUCAAGGAUGGAGAGAUGAGGAAGUUGAGCAGGACCGCAAGCAAGUUGGUUCGGGAGAAGAACUUUUUGAACCAGCCGGCGGAUGCGAGGGGUCGCGCGAGCGUCAAGAGGUCCGGCAAGGGCGCGAGAAGCACUAGUGCGCCGGCGAAGCGUUGA
Kalmanozyma brasiliensis GHG001 is the source of this 3639-nucleotide messenger RNA. RefSeq names its product Rab-GTPase-TBC domain protein. The record is from RefSeq and is a predicted model, not a curated record. The transcript has a single exon. Gene Ontology annotation, molecular function: protein binding. NCBI's taxonomy places the organism in Eukaryota, Fungi, Basidiomycota, Ustilaginomycetes, Ustilaginales. Bases 1 to 3639 code for a protein of 1212 amino acids.